Molecule: messenger RNA, 2400 nt
Organism: Aedes albopictus (Asian tiger mosquito)
Lineage: Eukaryota; Metazoa; Arthropoda; Insecta; Diptera; Culicidae
Gene: Septin2
Product: septin-2
Exons: 4
Coding region: 76-1332 (418 amino acids)
Biological process (GO): cytoskeleton-dependent cytokinesis; intracellular protein localization
Cellular component (GO): microtubule cytoskeleton; septin ring; septin complex
Molecular function (GO): GTP binding; GTPase activity; molecular adaptor activity
Source: RefSeq, a predicted model, not a curated record
UGCGUGACGGUCGAUCCGUUAGUUUUAUAAAUCGCUGUCAUCGCUGUUUGCUGAUUCAGUCUUCAGUGAACCAUUAUGGCGGCCGCAGACGUUGAUGUGCAAAAGCACGAGCUUCCUCGAACCUUGAAACUGUCCGGUCAUGUCGGGUUCGACAGCAUGCCGGACCAGCUGGUCAGCAAGAGCGUCCAGAAUGGGUUCGUGUUCAACAUCCUGUGCAUCGGUGAAACCGGUCUCGGCAAGUCCACCCUGAUGGACUCGUUGUUCAACACGAACUUCGAAUCGCAACCGAGCCCGCACUCGUUGCCGAACGUCAAAUUGAAGGCCCAUACGUACGAGCUGCAGGAGAGCAUGGUUAGAUUGAAGUUGACAAUAUGUGACACUGUCGGCUACGGAGAUCAAAUCAACAAGGACGAUUCGUUUAAAUCGGUCGUCGAUUACAUCGAUCAGCAGUUUGAAACUUUUCUACAGGAGGAGCUCAAGAUCAAGCGAUCACUGUCUUCGUAUCACGACAGCCGUACCCACAUUUGUCUGUAUUUCAUUUGCCCCACGGGACACGGUUUGAAGUCGUUGGAUUUGGUGUGCAUGAAGAAGCUGGAUUCGAAGGUCAAUAUCAUUCCGAUCAUUGCCAAGGCUGACACCAUUUCCAAGACGGAGCUGUCCAAGUUCAAGGCAAAGAUCAACGAUGAGCUGAGAAACAAUGGCGUUCAGAUCUACCAUUUCCCGACGGACGACGAAUCGGUUGCGGAAAUCAACGCCACCAUGAACUCGCACAUUCCGUUUGCUGUGGUGGGCAGUACCGAUUUUGUUCGCGUCGGUAAUAAAACGGUCCGCGCUCGACAGUAUCCUUGGGGAACGGUUCAGGUGGAGAACGAGGCCCAUUGCGACUUUGUUAAGCUUCGGGAAAUGCUGAUUCGUACCAAUAUGGAGGACAUGCGCGAGAAGACGCACACCAAACACUACGAGCUCUACCGCCAGAAGCGGCUGGAGCAAAUGGGAUUCACCGAUGUGGACAGUGACAACAAACCGGUCUCGUUCCAGCAAACGUUUGAGGCCAAGAGAAGCAACCAUCUCGCCGAGUUGCAGGCCAAGGAGGACGAAGUUCGGCAGAUGUUUGUCGUUCGCGUGAAGGAAAAGGAGGCGGAGCUGAAGGAAAGCGAGAAAGAGCUGCAUGCCAAGUUCGACAAGCUGAAGAAAGAUCAUGCCGAAGAGAAGCGUAAACUGGAGGAAUCUCGUAAAAAGCUCGAAGAAGAAUUUGUCGAAUUCAAUCGACGCAAAUCGCAGAUGGCAGCUUCCCACCACACCCUGACCUUGGGUAAGAGCAAAAAGAAAUGAAACUUGUAGAUAACCGGACGAACGACACCCUAGAAGCGCCACACGCUUCUGGAAACACUGUCGUCAUUUUGAUUCCUUCGCAUCGCAUCGCUGCUGAUCCCAUCAAACAUUUAGAAUGCUUAAGGUAGGUUGGAAAAUCUCUGUGCUUCUCCUAUAGUAUUUUCAUUGUGAACUCGUGAAUAGAAAGAAAGCCUUUUGCUAUACCAUAGGUUUAUUUUAACUUCAUCAGUCCAACUGAUUCGCCAAAAGACCAACGUAGCGACAAAUUGCAUAGAAAUACACUAUUCAUUCAUUUCAUCCACUUGUAAGUACAAAAUGUUGCAAAGUUUUAAAACAUUUACCGUUCAAAUUUAGCACAGAAACAGACAAUUUCAUUUACGCGUCAGACAAAUAAGAAAAAUAUAGCCUAAAAUAAUAGUAAUUUUUAAAUAGCGAAAAUUGCGUAUUUUAAUCGAAUGCUGAGCUUGACUCCGACAGGAUUUAACUACGUGCAGUUCAAUCUCACCAAUCGUUUUCAUUUCGGUGAAAAUGGGUGAGAUUUUGUAAACUUGUACGUCAAAAAAAUGCUUCGAAAUUGUCGAAAUUGACUUCUGAUAAGCACAAACAUAAAUUCCAAUAGAAAACAUACUACUUGACUACAACAAACCACCAAAUAUACCUACUUAAUGGCACUUACCGAAAACAAUGACACUAGAAGUAGGCUACACAUUCGAUCCGUUUCACACCAUUUACAACGGUUUAAAACAUUCAGUUGUUCUACCACUAUUUUGUUUUCAGAUUUAUAUUUCUUAUCUUCACAAUAACUUGUGCAUUUAAGUUAAGUUACCGUUAACAUUCUCUUGUAACAUUUUUUGUUGGACAUAUUAUCCCUGCAUGAAUUUGAUUUCCACUUCACCUUACAUUCGUACAUAUAAUAAUCAUGGAGUAAUCCAUGUCAAAUUUAUCUGCGAUGGACCGGCUAAGAAAUACUUUAUUUUAAACAUAGGUUAAAGUAAUUUAAAUCUGAGAAGUCUCUCCCAAAUAUUUAUAUUAUAUGGUCUACAUAUAUAUAUUCUCAUAUCUGACAGA